Panonychus citri (citrus red mite) is the source of this 1313-nucleotide messenger RNA. RefSeq lists its product as uncharacterized. NCBI's taxonomy places the organism in Eukaryota, Metazoa, Arthropoda, Arachnida, Trombidiformes, Tetranychidae. The transcript has 6 exons. The record is from RefSeq and is a predicted model, not a curated record. Bases 1 to 1167 code for a protein of 388 amino acids.
AUGUUUGUAGUUUGUCGUUUAUGGAACAAUUUGGUUAAAAGGAAACUCGUAAAAGUUCGAGAAUUACAUUUGGAAGGAUUCGAAGACGAAAUACCUAAAAAUGAGGUUUAUCAUAUUUAUGAAACUUCAUGCAUUCAUUCAUCUUAUCAUUCUGUCUACACCAACGACUUAAGAUUUGUUGAGAAAGUAAACGUUUCUAAACUUUUACCAAAUCUUAAGUAUUUUAAAACUAGUAAUGUGGAUGGUCAACAGUGUGUGUGCAAGGCAACGAUCAAUGUUUUAUCGACUUCGAACACGUUGAUUGGAUUAAAGGAUGAAUCUCCAUGUUACAAAAGUUACUUCAAUCUUAACCCCCAUGCUCACAUCGAUAAAGUCGUAAGACAUUGCGACAAUUUGAAACACUUUGAAGCUUUGGUCGAUUUCUCUAAAUUUUCCUUGCACCCUGAAGCUACUGAUUCUUUUGCAAGAUUAAUGGCGAAAAUGCCAAAUCUUGAAACUUUGACUUUGUUAUGUGAACCUGAAAUCGAACCUCCUGAAUGGCCUAAACCGAAAAUUAAUUUGAAACAACUCAAAAUAAGAAAUAUUGACAUUGAAUCUUCAACUCUUCAAGUUUUAUCUCUUUUCCCUGAACUACCAAGUCUACACUUAAGUUUUGAACAGCGAGAAGAAGCCAAAGCUUUUCCUACUUCCAGAAUUCAUCCGGAUGUCCAAGAUUUGGCAUUAGACAUCCUAACAAUAGGUGAGAGAAUGCGAUUUUUCAUUCAGCCAGCACCUUAUUCAGGUGAAGAUGUCGACUGCGGUAAGCUGCUUAAAAGUGUAUUGGCUAACUUUCCCAAUUGUAAGAAUCUUAUGAUUCGGAUCCGCUACGGAUUCACUGAGAAUGAUUCGGUGUUCAAGAUAAUUGAAAUGUUACCGAACUUGAAUCUUUUUGUUCUACAUAUUGAUGACAUAAAAGACACUUGGAAGGACCCUGCUUACUUUGAUACUGUCGAUAAACAUUGCAAGUCAAUUGGUCGUCGGAUCGCUUUUUACACAGUCAUCGAUGUUUCUUUUCACAAAAAAAUUCGAUAUUCAGUGAAUGAAGAUAUCGCCAGUCCUUUCAACACCGAUAAUCAAUUCAUACAAAAGUAUUUUCGUCGUUUGUUUUGUGAUAACGUAUUUUCAUAAAAUUUCUCAACGGAAACUAAUAUAUAAUCAAUAGAUAAGCAAACUAAACUUUUCUGUCAAUCAAAUUAUCUGCAACUAUUGUUACUAAUCCUUUAUCGUAUUAAAAUUUAUUUGGUUUCAAUUCGAGAUAAGUUAAGGUAUCAUUA